CCCGGGGCUGCUCACUCGUGGAGCUGGGGCCGGGCGGGGUGGGUCGCAGCCCUCCCGCAGCACCGCCCGGCCCCGAUUCGCCUCAUCGCUCGGAGGGAAGAAUGGGGCAAAGGGGGGAUCUUGGCGGGACCUUGCUCCCGGGGAAAGGGCAGGUGUUCCCACAGGGGUGUUGGGAAGGCGUCGGUCCUGCGGCAGCACGGCUGCAGGCACCUCCGGCCAGGCCCAGCGCCGGGGCUUUUAUCUUGGAGGCUGAUCUCACAUCGAGGAGCCCGUGCAAACCAGGCCAGCAGUUUCUAGCAAGGGAGAAGGGCAAUGCCUAAGAAAAACACUGGGACGCUCAGGCCUCUGGAUGAAGCCUUUCUCCUCUGUAGCAGACAUGAAGAAUGACUUUAUGGAGAAUUGGAUACUCUGCCAGACUACUGAAAACUAACCGUUUUAGGACAGCUGCAUCAAAUACAUCAUUUCCAGCAGUUUGGAUGCUAUUGGCACAAUAUUCUGGCAGAGUACCUGGGCUGUUUGUAGUAGUUAAAAAAAAUAACUUUUUUACGAUGCCUGAAACUGUGGAGGAUAAAGCUAAUCUAGAACUGUAUUUGCCACAUCCUGAAGUGCGUGGGAUGACACAACUCAACAGAGAGGCUUUUAAAAGGACAGUUGUUGUUCCAGUUCUUAAAGUCAAGAAAGAAAUUGUAAAUACUUUGCUGAAGUCCAUAAAACAUAUGAUACUACAGCGCCCUGGUCUAAAGCGAGUGGUUGAGGAUCCAGAAGAUGAGGACAGUAGACUUGUUAUUCUGGAUCCUCAUAAAAUAUCAGAAUUCUCAUUGGGAGAAUCGGAUCAAGAGGUAUUAAAACAGCUUAAUGUUCAUCCUGAGGUGUCUAAGUAUAACUUGGAGCUGACUUACGAGAAUUUCAAGUCGGAGGAGAUCCUACGAGCAGUUCUUCCUGAAGGUCAAGAAGUCACCUCUGGAUUUAGCCGUGUUGGUCACAUAGCUCAUUUGAAUCUUAGAGAUCAUCAGCUACCGUACAGACAUUUGAUUGGUCAGGUUAUAAUUGACAAGAAUCCAGGAAUCACCUGUGUAGUGAAUAAAACCAAUAUUAUUGACAGCACAUACAGAAAUUUUCAAAUGGAAGUGCUCGCUGGAGAGAGCAACCUAGUAACCAAGGUCAAAGAAAAUAAUAUCACAUAUGAGUUGGACUUUUCUAAAGUCUACUGGAACCCACGUCUUUCCACGGAACAUGGCCGUAUCGUUGAGCUAUUAAAGCCCGGUGAUGUCCUUUUCGAUGUCUUUGCUGGGAUUGGACCUUUUGCUAUUCCAGCAGCAAAGAAAAAGUGCUGCGUGUUUGCAAACGAUCUCAAUCCUGAAUCCUACAGCUGGCUCUUGCACAACUGCAAACUAAACAAGGUAGGCCACAAAAUAAAAGCAUUCAACAUGGAUGGCAGGGACUUCCUCCUGGGGCCAGUAAGAGAAGAACUAAGUAGAGAGCUCCCACUUCUGAAAGAAGAACAGAAAACCUCUUUUCAUAUAGUCAUGAAUUUGCCAGCCUUGGCUAUUGAAUUUCUAGACGUUUUCCGGCAUCUCUUAGCCGGAGAGCCAUGCAGCACUGCUGGCCUUCCCACGGUGCACUGCUACAGCUUCUCCAAACAUGACGACCCUGCCAAAGAUGUUCGAGAACGCGCUGAGGCUUCUCUGGGAACCUCCUUGGACGGCCGCUGUUCUACUUACCUGGUUAGAAACGUUGCCCCGAACAAGGAGAUGCUGUGCAUUAGUUUCCAGAUUCCAGCAGAGGUGCUGUACAAGAGGCCCUGUCCUGACGGAGCAAUACCAGCCUCUAAACGUGUGUGUAGCAGCAGAGAUUUUUCUGAAGCAAAGGUGGAGUUGAAGAAGAGUUGAAGACUGAAGUUGUGGUUAACUACCUUAGUAGUUUGUGUAAGGUAUACCUAGGUUACCUCUAGUUUACCCCUCCAAUUAUUUGAAGCCUACCUGUGUUACCCAUCCCAGGUGCUGAGAUGCGUAAUGUAUGUAGCAGCUUUCCUCCAUGAGCCUUGCUUCCUGCAUUUUCCUGUCUUUCAGUUGUGGAAUCAAUAAGCAGAUUGGUGUUAUUACAAAAAAAUAAAACUUCUGCUUUUUUUGUAAUAAAUGUGUUUGGGUACUUUUCUGCUCUCGUUUCAUGCCCUAUGAUAAUGUAGGGACCCAGAGCGGGAUCAUUUUUUGCUGUGUCAUUUUGAUAAUGUGCAGUUUGUGGCAAACCCAGAUUUUUAUAUUUUUUCAGGUCUAGCGAGAUGACUUGUAUAACCCUUGCAGCAGUUUCUCUCUGACAAAUGGGUUUGGUGUUUAAGAAUAUUAGAUUACUGUUAGCAGAUGCACACACAGCUCUUGUGUAAGCAAGAUAACCUUUCAGAAACUUAACCAAGAUACAGAAUGGCCCAAAUAGCCACAUAUACUUGUUCCUAGGCCUUUGAGUAAUAAAUUUUUUGCUUUUUAACACUGAGAUUUAGUUAGGGAUUAGUUGACUCCUAACUUAGUGUUUGGCCACCAUUAAAGCAGGAAAGACUCUAAUGCUGUUUACAGAUUAAGUACAUGCUCACGUUGAAGCACUAGACUGAAACCAGUACCUGGCUGAACUCCUCUUGUCUUGAAACCACGUCCUCCUGGGGCUUUUGUGCCUCUGCUGCAUCCCAGCUCGCCCCCUGCUCCUGCCUGCUCCUCUGCUGCAGGCCCUGGAUGAUCUCUCUGCCUGCCUGUAUUCUGCAGGGAUUCAAAAAGCCUCUGUCUUUGAUUUCCUUUUCUUACCCAUCCAAACUAUUGUUGGGCAAUGUCAACCACAAGUAGUUUGUUUGGACAGAGGACGCGGAUCUCCCCCGGGCUUCAGCUAUUUUCCCUCGGCGCAGGCUCAGUGCUCAGGCCCAGCAGCUCAGUUACCAGGCAGCCGUCACCCUCCCUGGCUCUGCUGCUGCGGCUCCACCCCUGGGGCCUGUAGCCUGAUGGCUUGGGUCUCGCCCAAACAACUGCCAAGGUCCAUGGAUGUGUUUUGCUCCAUGGCUCUGUGCUCCAGCCUUUCCCCUGGCUACGCAGCCAGUGCUUUUGAGCAAGUCUUCACAGCUUGGUUACCGCUGGACUGCAUUUAUCAAACUAGGGAAAAAAAUCAGCAUGACUCACUUACACUGUCUUGAAAGCUGCUGUGCAGAUUACUUCCCUGGCCUGCCACUCUGGCCUGAGCACUCCUCCGCCGGCCUUUAAAAUGGUAUUUUUAACUUUAACCUGUUUGUCCUUGCUGUUGGUGACUGGCACAUCAUAUCCACUCCCCACCAGUUGGAGCAAGCGCCGGACUUUUGCCUCCAGCCUGCCAUGCUGCCGUGUCAUGCCUCUGAUCGUGAGAAAAUAGCCUCAAGUUGCACCAGGGGAGGUUUAGAUUGAGUAUCAGGAAUCAUUUCUUCACCGAAAGGGUUGUCAAGCAUUGGAACAGGCUGCCCAGGGAAACGGUUGAGU
Molecule: messenger RNA, 3485 nt
Organism: Athene cunicularia (burrowing owl)
Lineage: Eukaryota; Metazoa; Chordata; Aves; Strigiformes; Strigidae
Gene: TRMT5
Product: tRNA methyltransferase 5
Exons: 5
Coding region: 384-1889 (501 amino acids)
Biological process (GO): mitochondrial tRNA methylation; tRNA N1-guanine methylation
Cellular component (GO): mitochondrial matrix; cytoplasm
Source: RefSeq, a predicted model, not a curated record